This is a messenger RNA of Notodromas monacha, 856 nucleotides long. The record is from the annotation of a GenBank genome assembly. NCBI's taxonomy places the organism in Eukaryota, Metazoa, Arthropoda, Ostracoda, Podocopida, Cyprididae.
UUUUUUCAAACAUAAAAUUUAUUUCUGGCUCUUCAGCACUCCUGCAACCACAUAGAAACAAGUUUCAGAUGCAAAAUUAUUUGCAGAUUCAGGCUAAAACGAAAAUAUGAUGAAAGGUUUGAAAAUCCAAGUCUUUCAAAGGUCUUUCAGCAGAAUUCCUCGGAAAUUUCACCCCUUGCUUCUGUGCAGUUUUUAAACCUUACUCAUGUUUUUCCUUACACUGUUCUGGGUGGAAAAUGGCUCGUAAAUUGUUGGACUUGGGCACCAGCAAGAUCCCUUGCAUGAACCAUGAUGGCAGCAAUCCUCUAUCCGAAAUGGACCUUUUGAAAGAUCUUUCUGGCUUUAAUUCAGACCAAAUUUCAAAAAGAUACGAUUCUUUCUCAAGAGUGGCAAAACAUGGCGAGAUGGAUUCGCAUGCCUUCCGAGAAUUCCUCUCCCACUUUGUUGAAGGGCCAUUGGCUGCAAUGGGGGCACCAACACUGUUUGCGCUGGUUGAUACUGACAAAAAUGGCGGCAUUUCCUUCAAGGAAGCCCUGUCUGGGUUAUCAAUGGGUGAUCCAAAUGCCACCAUGGUGUCAAAGAUGAAGAAGCUUUUGUCCUUGUGGAAAAAUGUCAAGGGCUCUGAAAUAGAUGCUGAGCAGGUUACUGGGAUGAUGCAGAAUUUGCUGAGUGUGUCUUCUGAUAAAGGUACGGGAUUCACAACAGAAGCCAUCAAAGGCCUGGUGAACAGCACAAAGUCGGGGUCAACUGUCAAUAUUGGGGAACUCAGCAAGGGUCUGGAUUCUCUCACCCAAUUGGGCUUUUGAAAAAAAGAACACUUGAUAAAUGGGAUAAUUAAAAUAUGACUGAAAAGUCA